AUGGAGAUCGACUUACUUAUAGGGGCUGACUACUAUUGGUCUAUUGUACAAGACCAUGUCGUGAGAGGUCAUGGACCCACUGCAGUCAAGUCGAAGUUAGGAUAUCUGCUAUCUGGACCGUCGAAACUGGACAGUAUUUCCGUAUUAAACGCGACGGUCAUGAAAAUCCUGACAAAUACCUCAUCAGAAGAACAGCUCGUCACAAAAUACUGGGAUUUAGAGUCCAUCGGGAUAUCGGCCGCGGGCGAAAAUGAGAACACUGACGAACGUUCCUUUGAACUAUACCGUGAUACCAAAAUCGAACGCAAAGGAAACAAGUAUAUCGCUGGAUUGCCGUGGAAGGAAAAUCACCCUCCCCUUCCAACUAACUACUCGCUAGCCAAAAAAAGAACCAGGUCAAUGGUACAACAUCUAUCAGACGAAAUGCGAGAUAUAUACAAUUCCAUCAUAAACGAUCAGCUAAAGCGGGACUUUAUCGAGAAAGUCACUGAUGAUGACACAACUCGUGGUCAUUAUAUUCCACAUCACCCCGUUAAAAAGGAUUCGAUAACAACACCGAUAAGAGUCGUAUACAACUGCAGUGCCAAAUACCGCGAUCAGCAAAGUCUCAACGAUUGCCUUGAUACCGGGUAA
Saccoglossus kowalevskii is the source of this 633-nucleotide messenger RNA. RefSeq lists its product as uncharacterized. The record is from RefSeq and is a predicted model, not a curated record. NCBI's taxonomy places the organism in Eukaryota, Metazoa, Hemichordata, Enteropneusta, Harrimaniidae.